Rubroshorea leprosula is the source of this 3333-nucleotide messenger RNA. The record is from the annotation of a GenBank genome assembly. Lineage: Eukaryota; Viridiplantae; Streptophyta; Magnoliopsida; Malvales; Dipterocarpaceae.
AAAACUCUCCCUUCGCCAAACCCUAGAAACUCUCAUCCAAACAAAACCACUGUUUCCGCUCCCAUUUCUUCCCUAAUUUACUAAAUUUUUCUUCUCUUUGAUCCUUGAGUUUGGAUCUUAGAUCAUCCUGCUCUGCCUUCUAGAUACAGAUCUGCAGGUGGGUACUUCCCUAGCUUCUUCCAGGAGACGCUCUGACUGUAACUGUACUACUUGAUCUUCUAAGAGAGAAAGUGGGGUAGGUCUGAUUAAGGAAGAUGACAGUCAGAACCCCUGGAACUCCAGCUACAAAGAUAGAUAGGACGCCUGUAUCGACCCCAGGAGGGUCAAAAGCUAAGGAAGAGAAGAUUGUUGUUACUGUUAGAUUAAGACCUCUAAGUAAAAGGGAGCAGCUUGCCAAAGAUCAAGUGGCAUGGGAAUGUGUGGAUGAUCACAUGAUUGUGUAUAAACCCCCACCUCAAGACCGUUCAGCUCAACCGGCUUCUUUUACAUUUGAUAAAGUUUUUGGUCCGGUCUGUUUAACUGAAACUGUGUAUGAGGAAGGAGUGAAGAAUGUUGCUUUGUCAGCUUUGAUGGGCAUAAAUGCAACCAUAUUUGCAUAUGGGCAAACUAGCAGUGGGAAGACAUACACAAUGAGAGGAGUGACAGAGAAAGCUGUUAAUGACAUCUACAAUCAUAUAAUGAAUACACCGGAGAGAGAUUUUACAAUUAAGAUAUCUGGUCUAGAAAUUUAUAAUGAGAAUGUUAGGGAUCUAUUAAAUUCAGAAUCUGGCCGCAAUCUCAAGCUUCUAGAUGAUCCUGAGAGGGGUACUGUGGUUGAGAAGCUGGUGGAAGAAACAGCAAAAGAUGAUCAGCAUUUAAGACAUCUGAUCAGCAUUUGUGAAGCUCAAAGGCAAGUUGGAGAAACUGCUCUAAAUGAUACCAGCUCGAGGUCACACCAAAUAAUAAAGCUGACAAUCCAAAGUACUUUGCGUGAGAAUUCAGAUUGUGUGAGAUCAUUUGUGGCAAGCCUGAACUUUGUGGAUCUGGCUGGAAGUGAAAGGGCCUCACAGACACAUGCAGAGGGUGCUAGGCUCAGGGAAGGUUGUCAUAUUAACCUCAGCUUGAUGACUCUGACAACCGUAAUCAGAAAACUUAGUGUUGGAAAAAGAAGUGGUCACAUACCAUACCGAGACUCAAAGCUUACUCGCAUACUGCAACAUUCACUUGGUGGGAAUGCACGUACAGCUAUCAUUUGUACUUUGAGUCCGGCACUAAGCCAUGUUGAACAAUCUCGAAAUACACUCUUCUUUGCUACCCGAGCAAAGGAAGUGACGAACAAUGCCCAAGUCAAUAUGGUUGUUUCAGAUAAGCAGCUGGUGAAACAUCUGCAGAAGGAAGUAGCCAGGCUAGAAGCAGAGCUGCGUACCCCUGAUCCUUCUAAGGAAAAAGACUUAAAAAUCCAGCAGAUGGAAAUGGAAAUUGAAGAACUGAGACGCCAAAGAGACCUUGCACAAUCUCAGGUGGAUCAGUUACGCAGAAAACUGCAGGACGAUCAGCAGAGCUCAAAGCUGCCUGAAUCACCUCAUCCAUCAGCAAAGAAGUGUUUGUCUUAUUCUGACGCUUUGUCACCGAAGUUGGAAGGAAAGGAGCCGAGCCACAAUGAUAAAACAAGGAAAACAAUGCUAAGGCAGUCUAUGAGGCAAUCAUCAACUGCUCCUUUUACACUUAUGCAUGAAAUUCGAAAACUUGAACACCUUCAAGAGCAGCUUGGAGCAGAAGCCAAUCGAGCUCUAGAAGUACUUCAAAAGGAAGUGGCUUGUCAUAGAUUAGGUAACCAAGAUGCUGCUGAGACUAUUGCCAAGCUGCAGGCAGAAAUAAGGGAAAUGUGUGCUGCCCAGUCAGUUCCAAAGGAAGUUGAAGUUGAAACUAUGGUGGCCCCUAACAAAAGCGUUAGUGCUAAUCUCAAGGAGGAAAUAACUAGGCUUCAUUCACAAGGCAGCACAAUUGCUAAUCUUGAGGAGCAACUGGAGAAUGUUCAGAGGUCAAUUGAUAAGUUAGUAAUGUCUCUGCCAACCAAAGAUCAACAAUUUAAUGGUGAAGCAACCCCUAAAGCUAAGAAUCAGUCUAAAAGGAAGAAGUUGUUGCCUUUAAGUUCUAGUAGUGUUGCCAACCGGCAAAACUUUAUAAAAUCUCCUUGCUCACCUUUGUCAGCUUCUCGGCAAACAAUGGAGCCUGAGAAUGAAGAAAAUAGAGCUCCAGAGAAUGAUGACAUAGUCUCCAGAGAGAUUAUCCAAGAAUCUGACAAAGAGACUCCUAGUAAGAGUGAAGAGGGAGGAGAUGUCUCAUCAAAGGAAGGUACUCCAGGAACUCCAGGAUAUCGGCGUUCCAGUUCAGUUAACAUGAAAAAAAUGCAGAAAAUGUUUCAGAAUGCAGCUGAAGAGAAUGUAAGAAGUAUACGAGCAUAUGUUACAGAACUGAAAGAACGUGUUGCUAAACUGCAAUACCAGAAGCAGCUACUUGUUUGCCAGGUGCUUGAGCUUGAAGCAAAUGAAGCAGCUGGAUACAACAUAGAGAAUGAUGAAAGUACAACUGAGAUAGAGGAGUCCCAAGUUGCAUGGCACGUAACAUUUAAGGAGCAAAGGCAGCAGAUUAUUGAGUUAUGGGACGUGUGCUUUGUCUCCAUCAUCCAUAGGACACAAUUUUAUUUGCUAUUCAAAGGCGACCCUGCUGAUCAAAUAUACAUGGAAGUGGAGCUUAGGCGCUUAACUUGGCUGCAACAGCAUUUCUCAGAACUUGGAAAUGCAAGUCCUGCCCAAGUAGGAGAUGAACCUACAGUUUCUUUGUCAUCAAGUAUGAGGGCUUUAAGGCGUGAAAGGGAAUUCCUUGCAAAGAGGUUGUCUUCUCGCUUAAGUCUAGAAGAGAGAGAUGCAUUGUACAUUAAAUGGGAUGUACCACUGGAGGGGAAGCAGAGGAGACUGCAAUUUAUAAGCAAGCUCUGGUCAGAUCCUCAUGAUGCCAAACAUAUAGAGGAGAGUGCUCAAAUAGUGGCAAAGCUUGUAGGAUUCUGUGAAGGGGGCAACAUGUCAAAGGAGAUGUUUGAGCUUAAUUUUGCACUACCAGCUGAUAAGAGGCCAUGGAUCAUGGCGUGGAAUCCAAUUUCAAACCUUCUUCAUAUGUGAUACAAUGCGUUUUUGUUUGUAACUAGUGCCCAUUGUUUACAUGUAAAUGAAGUUUGGAGCUCUUUCUCCAAACAUGCUACUUUCCAGUCACAGUCCGGACAAUCAAGUGCAUGACAAUGAUUUGGCAUGCUAUUCUUUGUAUUCUUUCAUGUUUCAAUAAAGGAAAUUGAUUUCC